Messenger RNA from Phytophthora infestans T30-4, 2151 nucleotides. RefSeq lists its product as uncharacterized. The record is from RefSeq and is a predicted model, not a curated record. The transcript is spliced from 2 exons. Lineage: Eukaryota; Oomycota; Peronosporomycetes; Peronosporales; Peronosporaceae. Bases 1 to 2151 code for a protein of 716 amino acids.
AUGCUAGUCAGUAACAACGACGAGGAGCCCGAGUCGGCCCUCGCUGAGGCGAAUCUAAUGCCGAAUAGUAAGGCGCCGGGCGACGAUGUGGGAGCUGAACUAGCCUACGAGCUGGCGGCCAAAUUGCGGUGGAAGGAGCAACCCAACGAUUCAUCGAAUGAAGACGAAGCCGAGGACGACGACCUGCCCAUGCUCGAGAGCAGCCGCACGUCCUGUGCGACGCCACAGGCGCCAAUUAUGAUCAUGUCGACGGUGGACGAACCAGUGGAUCGCUUGAGCGACAGUGUGCCUGAAGGGGAGCUGCACGUCUGGGUGUACGAAGCUCGACAACUUAACGCGUCAUGGCCAAUGAAAGACGCUUUGUAUGAUAAACACGGGCUGCGUGUUAGGUGCACGUUGCUAGGAGCCGUACAGCAGUCUCCAUGUAAUUUUUUAGGGAACAAGAGGAACCCUGUUUGGCGUCGAGAACACGACGUGGCGCGUGAUGGUCUAGGGGGGCAUUUCGCGUGGGCAUUGGGCCAACCGGACGUAGCAGAUGGCGACAGGCCCAGCGUCGGUGUCGAAGCCAGUGAAUGUAAGCUUGAGAUCGACGUGGUGUGCGGAGAGCGUGUUGUAGGCUCGGCCAAAGUAGCUCUAGAGGAUUUAUUGCUUUCUUCUAAAGGUUGUGCCUUCGAGGAAGAAGCGUCCGACGGGAGUGGAUCGAAGGUGAUUCGACUGGGUCCACAUUGGCUUCCACUAACUGGAAAUGCCGCCGGUUUGUUGCAGAUUUCGCUCGAAUUUGCACCCGUUCCAGCAAGAAAUAGCGAUCUUGUGAGCGUUCGAAGCUCUAGCGUCAUGCUGCUAGACAAUGACUCGGAUGAUACGUCGCAGCCCAGCGCUGAGUUUGCUGAUAUCAUCUCGCGCCAACGUAAGGCUCGCUUUCAGCCCCGCGAUCUUGUGCAGACCUGUCGAGAUGUCCCUUGGCAUGAUCAAUGUGACGCCUCGCCCCAACCGAGCGAGAGUUACUCGAAUAAAGUUAUCGUGUCAAGAAGUGGAGGGGUCACAAUGUAUAUUCCAACUCAAGGAGAGAGCACGCCCCCCAAGGCAAAGAGCGUUGGUAGCCCCCCACUAGCCCCAACACCUCCCACGGGAUCUUUCGGUCUACGUUCCGGUGGCGACCAGGAGCAACUGAUGGACAAGCAGCUCUGGGAUUUGUACUACUUUGGCAUUUCGGACGAAGCUCCCGAGGCCAGAGACGCGGAUGGAUUUACACAGACGACGAGCACGGGGUCGGACUUCUCAAACGAGUUUCCAGACCUCGCCAGCCGCUCGGGAGCCUCGGUAUACAGUCGCCAUGCCAGUACCUGCGCUAGUGACGUAUUGGCGUACAACGAACUCAUUCAGGACAUGGAGAGUGCUCUCAAGUCUAUGAAGGAGAGCACACCCGCACCUAGCACAUCUUCCAAUCAGGAGAAUGAAGCUCAACCUCAAACGGAGACUAAAAGUCCGAUUUCGUCUCCGCCCAAGCUCCGCCUUAAGCUUCGUCGGUUGAGCAAGCCAACACUAAAUCUCAGCCAUCCUCUCGACCGCAUCCAGUCUCUGUGGCAUGAGGCUAAGAAUCGAGCAAGCAACAGCAGUAAUGGGAGCAACUCUCCAAAAGACCGCAGUCCCCAAAGAAACGACGAUAGCAGUCCACGUAGCAACAUUGCCAGUCCAGUAACAUCUCGUCCGCGAUCUUCUCCAACAAAAGGAGAGGGAAUCGUCCUCUUCGAUCCCCAAAAUCUGCCACUUCCAAUCACUUAUCAACGUUCAACCUCCCGUGACCAGGCACUACAAACAGCAACCAAAGCCGAACGUGAUCGACUAGUAGCGGCGGCUGGACCAAGACGUCGGUCGCUUCCGGUAAAUACUUUUUCCUUGCAAUACCGACAGGAGAUGCUACUACAACAGCAGCGAAAACGUGCGCAGAGACAGCAACCAGAAACUCAAAUCAGACUGCAACCUUCUCUACUGGCGAGUGUGGAUCCUCCUCUAGUCAGUCGUGCUCGGAGCGAGUCACUCCACUCGCUAACAGAUGUGUAUCUUCCGAAGACUGGGGAUAUGCACGGCGUACAGCCCCGCAAUACGAGGAGCGCCGACACGGGCAACAGCGCGUCGCCAUUCAGGCAGUAA